Branchiostoma belcheri (Belcher's lancelet) is the source of this 1503-nucleotide messenger RNA. RefSeq names its product nuclear speckle splicing regulatory protein 1-like. The record is from RefSeq and is a predicted model, not a curated record. The transcript has 3 exons. Lineage: Eukaryota; Metazoa; Chordata; Leptocardii; Amphioxiformes; Branchiostomatidae. Gene Ontology annotation, biological process: regulation of alternative mRNA splicing, via spliceosome. Bases 164 to 1435 code for a protein of 423 amino acids.
GUUCCAUCAUGCUUUUUGUUCGUCUGGGUGAAUUUCACCGCUAGCUACAGAGCAAAGGUAUAGUUUGCUGUCCUCUUUUCCGUGACUAACACCAGUUUGAGAAGACUACGUUUCAUGAACGUGUUGCUGGGGUACCGUUGCUGGAGGUCUUCAAAACGUUGACAUGGCGUCGAAUCCGACGAAAACCUAUGGGUUGACCAUCCCAAAGAAGGGGCUGCAGAAGCCAACAGCCAUGGUGGCCAGACCUUCCAUCUUUGGAGACGAUUCCGACGAAGAUAGCGCCCAUGAGGCAAUCAACCGGUCCUUGCAGAGUGAUGCAGCCAAGAAGAAAAUCAGAAAGCAGACGCAGCUUCAGAUGGCCAAGGCGAUGGAGGAAGAUGCCAGCGUCUACGAAUACGACAGCAUCUAUGACGACAUGAAGAAGCAGAAGGAAGAGAGAGCUGCUGCAACAACUGGGCACAGGGUGGAGAAGAAGCCCAAAUACAUCAAAGCCCUGCUGUCGGCCGCACAGCGUCGCAAGAUAGAAGAAGAGAGAAGGAUGGAAAGGAAGGUACAGAAGGAGAGGGAAGAGGAAGGAGCGGAGUUUGCAGAUAAAGAUGCCUUUGUGACAUCUGCUUACAAGAAGAAGCUGCAGGAGUUGAGGGAGGAAGAGGAAAGGGAAAGACGGGAGGCUGAAGAGGAAGCUAGGAACGACGUAACCAAACAGAAGGAUAUGAGUGGGUUCUAUAGACACCUGUUGGCUCAGACUGUCGGGGAAGAUGCACCUAGUGGGUCACAGGUCAAGGUCAAGGAGGAAAAGACUUCUGAUGAUGAGACUGCAGCCACAGCUAAGAAAGAAAAACAUGAGAAGACUAGUAAUGUAAACAGGGAGGACAGUGACUCUGGCUCAGAUGAUGAAAGGAAGGGGAAACAUAGCAGAAGAGAGCACACCAGGGACAGGUCUGAAAGAGAGCAUGAGGGAGGCAGGGAUAGAGAUGAUAGACACAGACAUCGGCAUUCUGAGAAACACAGGGAGAGGAGGAGAGAGAGAAGUGGAAGCCGUGGCAGGAGUAGGGAUGAAGAGAGGGAUGAAAGAAGUCAUAGGGAUAAAGAUAGGAAACAUCAUGGUAGAGACAGAGACAAAGAUCGACACAGGCACUCAGAGAAACGUCAUAAGGAGAGAGACUAUGAUGAACCAAAGGCUGAGAGAGCGAGGGACAAAGACUCGUCUCCUGAGCCAGAAAAAAGUGAAAGGGAUGAAUCAAGUACUAAUACUAGUAACAAGGAAGAAGGGACAGACCAGGUCAAAAAGGAGGAAAGUAGCAAGAAAAAUGAGAAAUCAAAGUUUGCUAAGAGGAAUGAGGGAGAGUCUGUGAUGUCUGCCAGGGAGAGGUACUUAGCUAGGAAAAUGGCAAGAGAAACUGCAAAGGCAGCCUUUGGAGAGCCACUGGAAUGAUGUAAAUGUAAAUAAUGUAACUCUCCUUGCUUGAUUUUGUAUGGUGUGCAGUGAUACCCAUCUUCAAU